AUGCGUUCCUUCAUCCCCCUCGCCGCCGCUCUGGCUACCGUCUCCAACGCCCUCCCCUGCGCCGCUGAGUCCUGCCAGCUCAACGAGAUCCCCUCUACCGUUGUCUGCGGCGGCAACGGCUAUGUGGCCGCUACCGACACCCCGUGGUACAAGAAGUCCCAGGCCGAGGGCACCGUCGAGAAGUGUAUUGAUGCCUGCACGGGCGGAUGCAAGGCCGUCAGCUUCGACACUCAGUACAAGACCUGCUACUUCUACUUCUCCGAGGUCAGCAAGAUGAAGCUGUACGGAAAGUCUACCUUCAACUACUUCGACCGCGCUUGCACCUUUGAGACGACCCCCGAGAGCAUCUGUGGUGGCAAUGGCUACGUCGCCGCCACGAAUACCCCGUGGUACAAGAAGUCGCAGACCGAGGGUACCAUGGGCAAGUGCCUCGAGGCCUGCACGGGCGGAUGCAAGGCCGUCAGCUUCGACACUCAGUACAAGACCUGCUACUUCUACUUUUCCGAGGUCACCAAGAUGAAGCUCUACGGAAAGUCCAGCUUCCACUACUUUGACCGAGCCUGCAAGUUUGAGAACGUUGACCACACCGUCUGCGGCCAGCGCGGCUCGGUCGACGAGUCCGAUCCGGAGCCUUAUGAUUCCAAGGUCAUCUCCUCUGGGGUUAAGGAUGAGUGUCUCGCCUACUGCCACAGCGAUGCUAGCUGUGAAUCUGUCCGCUACAGCCCGAGCGACAAGAAGUGCUACAAGUACGACGUCGCGGUGGCGGAUGCUGGUGUCGAGUUCAGCGCAGAGGCCACCAGCUUGUGGUACGACGAGGACUGCUACAAGUGCACUGCCGCCCCCGAGCCCGUCGGCAAGGCCUAA
This is a messenger RNA of Fusarium keratoplasticum, 864 nucleotides long. RefSeq lists its product as uncharacterized. Lineage: Eukaryota; Fungi; Ascomycota; Sordariomycetes; Hypocreales; Nectriaceae. The record is from RefSeq and is a predicted model, not a curated record. Bases 1 to 864 code for a protein of 287 amino acids. The transcript has a single exon.